CGAUGAACAGGUGUAUUUUGAAAGUUUUAAUGUAUAUCAACUAUCGCCUUGUACAAUGCUUAUUCUAAUAUAUCCUUGGGAAUACUAUAGGAAAAAAGGUCUGAAAAAUCAAUAUGGCUGAUUUCAUACGAAGAUGGCCCCACCAGCGUACUCCGAUCUUGGCAAGCAGGCCCGCGAUGUCUUCAACAAAGGCUACCACUUCGGUCUGUGGAAGCUGGACGUCAAGACCAAGACCAACUCGGGCGUGGAGUUCAGCACGAGCGGUCACUCCAACCAGGACACCGGCAAGGUGUUCGGUUCGCUCGAGACCAAGUACAAAGUGAAGGAAUAUGGGCUGAACUUCUCGGAGAAGUGGAACACAGACAACACGCUCACGUCGGAGGUGUCAGUCGAGAACCAGCUGGUCAAGGGUCUGAAGGUCUCGUUCGACGGCAUGUUUGUACCACAUACCGGGUAUGUGUCGCGGCGACGUCCAGCCCAGUUCGGCUACGCCGUAUCGUACAAAUACCGGCGAAGAUCGCCGGCAGCCGAACAUGAAGCUGCCACCAGUGGACUGGACAGUAGUACUAACAAUAUUCUCACUUUGUCCUACAGAAGCAAGACUGGUCGCUUCAAGACUACCUACUCGCACGACCGUGUGCGUGUUGAUGCCGACUUCAAUGUCGAUCUGAGUGGCCCGCUGGUCAACGCUUCCGGUGUUGCCAACUACCAGGGUUGGCUAGCCGGUUACCAGGUUGCAUUUGACUCGCAGAAGUCGAAAGUCACCGCUAACAACUUUGCGCUCGGCUACUCGGCUGGUGACUUUGUUCUGCACACCAACGUCAAUGACGGCCGUGAAUUCGGUGGUCUGAUCUAUCAGCGAUGCAACGAUCGCUUGGAGACCGCUGUUCAGCUGUCGUGGGCAUCGGGCUCGAAUGCCACUAAGUUUGGCAUGGGCGCCAAGUACGACUUGGACAAGGAUGCUUGCGUUCGCGCUAAGGUCAACAACCAAAGCCAGAUCGGUCUCGGUUACCAGCAGAAGCUGCGUGACGGUAUUACUCUAACAUUGUCCACGCUUGUUGAUGGCAAGAACUUCAACGCUGGCGGCCACAAGAUCGGUGUCGCUUUGGAACUGGAGGCUUAAGCGUUCCGUGGCCGUGUUUGUGUUCUUGCGCCCCUUCUCCCAUCCCGUUUCAAGCAAAGCUGGGUCGGGAGCAGCACGGAGGAUGGGCCUCCUAAUGGGUGUAGUUGAAAAGUGUUUUAAGAAAUAUUAAACGAUCGAGGGAAUCCUUACCACAUAUAUCUAACUAAUGCUAAAGUUUAAAUAAAUUGAGAACCGCGAAAUCAAACACCCGGCACCGGUAAAAUGGUAACGGAAAGCACACGAAUAAGAGACCAUAGCACCAGCAGAGUAGCAUUGGCAGCAUGAGCAGCAACACCAGCAGCAGAAUCAAGAGUAAACUAGAGAAGGAAUAAGCCAACCUUCUCUAGAAAUAGGCGCUGGGUUAUGUAUUAAUUGCGGCAUGUGUUUGCUAUUGUUGUACAUUAGCAGUGCGCUUUUGACCACAUCGUAUGUAUGAAAAGCCUGCAAAUCCAAAAAGACACCGGUUCGAACAGUAAUAAUCUUAAUUGGUUUAAUUUCAUUCGAUUGAAAGAACGAUCUGGUUGAUCCUAUUGCUUGUUAUAAACACGAUCAAAUUAAUUCAAAUUGCAACGAUGCUAGCUGAACGGAUCUACUUGAGAUGAAAUACUAAGAAUGCAUCGUGUCACCCACUAAAACUGCCAGAGUAGAUAUUCCAGACCAUAUAAAGUUAAUAAACGGAUUGCUGUACGAAAUUAAAAUUAAAUAAAAGCACAACAUCCCUAUCAUGCAAAAGUUGCCAUUAA
This is a messenger RNA of Anopheles nili, 1866 nucleotides long. RefSeq names its product voltage-dependent anion-selective channel-like. Gene Ontology annotation, cellular component: mitochondrial outer membrane. Lineage: Eukaryota; Metazoa; Arthropoda; Insecta; Diptera; Culicidae. Bases 134 to 1123 code for a protein of 329 amino acids. The transcript is spliced from 4 exons. The record is from RefSeq and is a predicted model, not a curated record. Gene Ontology annotation, biological process: monoatomic anion transmembrane transport. Gene Ontology annotation, molecular function: voltage-gated monoatomic anion channel activity.